AAGUUCUUCAGGAUGCAUGUUCUUUCGGAUCCGACUGAGAAGUCGUCCAGCUGGACUCGUGUCUGGCAUGGGCGCCUGACAGGGGGGUUACGAAGCUUUAGGAUGGAAACUGAUCCUCCGGCAUGACAUACGAGGUCGUAUCCGCAUCAUCAAGCUUCCCACUAGCUUAUCAAACCCUUUGCACAGCGGUCAUCGCGAUGUCUUCAGUAUCUUGUCUUGCCAAUGAUGAAAUAGAACCAUCUUCCACUCCCCUUCAUACACUAACCGCCAUGGACUACUUUGAUUUUGGCUCUCUUAUGCCUGUAGAGUAUGUCGAUCCUCCAAACGAUAUGCUUAAUGUUCCACAGAGCAUUGACCAAGAAACUUCGACGCCCAUUGGUAGUCCGGCAUGGGAGUCCAAUAGACAGAUCGUGAUCUCUGUCUCGACUACGUUCAGCACGUUAGCUUUCCCUGAGGAUGAAGCCCCUGAUGUCAUAUUCACUUCCAGUGAUCACGUAUAUUUCCACGUUCACGCUGCUCGUCUUUUGAUGGCAUCCAGGAACAGCUUCAAUCACUUGUUGCCCAUUCCACAUCUACGCUCAGAGACGCAGGCCCUUGCGGUCGCUGAGGAUGCCGCAGUUAUCAAUGUUGUUUUUCAUGCCAUUUAUAAGAUCUCUCUUCGUCAAUAUUCCCCACCCUUGGAUACCCUUCUAGCGGCAGUCGGUGCGCUAAAGAAAUAUGGUGUACCGCUAGACCAAUACCUCUUCCGUACAACACCUCUCUUUGAAGAGGUUGUCAUAAAGACACCCUAUCUGCCAAUUGAGGUGUACAUGGUCGCUGCCGAGAAUGAUCUAUUCGAUCUCGCUGCUGAGGCGUCCUUAUUUCUCCUCUCUUACCCACUUUCCAUUCUAACCAACAAAAUGUGCGUGAGGAUGGGUCCACUCUAUUUGCGCAGGCUCUUCACUCUUCAUACCGAACGCAAGCAUGUAUUGCAGCAGCUCUUGAUCAACCCGCCCUCGGAGCAUCCACCUACCCUGAGCUGCGGUUGGGUAGAACACAAACGGCUGAUGAAUGCGUGGUCAUUGGCGUGUGCGAGCCUGGUCUUCGACGCUCAGACAGUAGACCUGUCAGCUGAGAAAAUGCGCAAUGAUCUCGAAUCUCUUGGUCUUCGUAUAUCUUGCGACGCUUGCAAGCGAUCCUUAAAUCAAAGAGUGAAGGACAUUGUGCUGAAAUGGUCCAUCGCGCCGAGAACUAUCCUGAGGGAUACGGGAGGGUACCGUGCGGUUCUCCAAUAGGACUUGAUUCCAAAUCAUCUCGAAAGGCCGUCCAGAUCUCCAGGAAUAUUUGAAUCCCCCUGCUUUCACUUUGCUUUUUUCGCUAGUCUUCUCGUUUUGUUUCUUGCUUUUGUUUUCAUGGAUCUUUGUUUGAGUGGCAGAGUUGUUCAGCCAAGACUAGAGAUGAUGGUUGAAUAUCACUGCAGCAGAAGAAGAAUCAAUCGGUAUGACAUACUACGAACUCUGUGCAGAAAAUGGAACUUCGAAGUGCAUGACGCACGAAAUAUAUGUUCAAAUGAUGCCUUUGAAGACCUAGACUCUCGAGAUCCUACUCAUGCUCGAUGCCGAGCGGUCUAUAUAACAUACCU
This is a messenger RNA of Somion occarium, 1621 nucleotides long. The record is from the annotation of a GenBank genome assembly. NCBI's taxonomy places the organism in Eukaryota, Fungi, Basidiomycota, Agaricomycetes, Polyporales, Cerrenaceae.